This is a messenger RNA of Cannabis sativa, 1960 nucleotides long. Its product is annotated as pentatricopeptide repeat-containing protein At1g77405. Gene Ontology annotation, molecular function: protein binding. NCBI's taxonomy places the organism in Eukaryota, Viridiplantae, Streptophyta, Magnoliopsida, Rosales, Cannabaceae. The transcript has a single exon. Bases 338 to 1696 code for a protein of 452 amino acids. The record is from RefSeq and is a predicted model, not a curated record.
UCCUUUACUCUCAUACUCUCAUCACAUCAAAUAAAUAAGACAGACGAUAAAUGAUCACCUUAGGGGAUACAUGAGCAACCUUGUCUUUAGUUGAUGUAACACUAGCCAACUUUCAUCAAACCCCAACUUUACUCCUAUCAAAUCUCAAAGAAAACCAUUAUAUUAUCUAAUUUCACUCAAAAACUAUAAGUUUCUUUUUUUUUUUUUAAGUACGUAAGAGAAAAGAAUUAAUUGUGACAUUAGCUUACUAUCAAAUAUCAAUCAUCAAGCUAAAUAUCUCCAUGGACAAACAAGACUACUGAUUUGGUUUGGUCUACUUAGUUUCAGGUUCCAACCUAUGAAAAAUUCAAAGAUGAUUCUUUCCAAAACUCUUUACCGUGAUUACACCCCCAUCGUAAACCAAAUCCUAGCCACCAUGCUUCAAAACCGAGAAUUCGACACCCAUCUCGCCGCCUUAGCCACCACCUCUCACCGCUGGAGCUCCGAAGCGGUUUCUGAGGUGUUAAGGUCCGUGCCCAGAUUCUUCUUCCGGUCACCUCGUUCCAUUGGUACCCAAAAAGGCUUCAGACACCGUUCUCCGUUGAAACAGCGCAAACUGAAAGAAGAGCUUGAUAGGUUCGGUAAUGGGGUGCUUGUUCUUGGGCCAGCUGCUUACAGAGACCCCAACAAGGUUGAGUUGGGAUUGGAUAAAGCGUUGGAAUUCUAUUACUGGGUUGAGGCCCAUUUUGGAUUUUCACAUGAUGAGAAAACUUGCCGGGAAAUGGCUCUCGUUUUGGCUAAAGGUAAUAGAUUGAAAGCUCUUUGGGAUUUUCUCAGAGACAUGUCAAGUAGAGGGUGUGGGGAGAUUGUUACUACUUCGACCGUUACCUGUUUGAUAAAAGUUCUAGGAGAAGAAGGUUUGGUCAAUGAAGCAUUAGCUGCUUUCUAUAGGAUGAAGCAGUUUCAUUGUAAACCAGAUGUUUAUACUUAUAAUACCAUUAUUUCUGCUCUUUGUAGAGUAGGGAACUUCAAGAAAGCCAGGGCUUUGUUAGAGCAGAUGGGGUUACCGGGAUUUAGAUGUCCACCAGAUACAUUUACUUACACAAUAUUGAUUAGUUCUUAUUGCAGAUAUAGUUUGCAAACUGGGUCCAAAAAGGCUAUUAGGAGAAGAUUAUGGGAGGCUAAUCAUUUGUUUCGAAUCAUGCUCUUCAAGGGCUUUGUUCCUGAUGUUGUCACCUAUAAUGCUUUAAUCAAUGGUUGUUGUAAAACUUGUCGAAUCGGGAGGGCUCUUGAGUUGUUUGAAGACAUGAGCCAAAGGGGUAUUACUCCCAACAGGAUUACUUAUAAUUCUUUUAUUAGGUACCAUAGUGCAGUUAAUGAGAUUGAUAAUGCUGUCAAUAUGUUGAGGAGGAUGCAGAGUAUGAAUCACGGGGUGCCCUCGUCGAGUUCUUACACCCCGAUUAUUCAUGCUCUUUGUGAAACUGGGAGGGUAUUGGAAGCCCGGGAUUUUCUGGUUGAGUUGGUUGAUAGAGGCUCAGUUCCAAGAGAAUAUACUUAUAAAUUAGUAUGUGAUGCACUUAUGUCAGCAGGAGAAACCAGUUCUCUUGAUGAUAACUUUCAUACUAGAAUUAAAGAUGAGAUUUUGAAGAGGUAUAAGCAUGUGGGGAAGUUUAAACCAGUAAUGACUCGCAGAGGAUAUGAUGACAAGGAAAAUUGAAUGAAGGAGAAGAUUUUUAUUUGACACUGUGGAAUUCUUGUGGAGGGUCUGGACUCUGGAAGCUUUACUUACAUCAUUGAUAUUGCUUAUGGUCUCGAAAUCGCCCAUUCACCAGCUAUGCUUCCCUCAAGUUAGCACUCGUACAAUCUAACCUAACCUGGUUUUCACCAGGAAAUUUAUUGUGUUGAUUCUUGUCAUAAUGGUUGUGGCAAGCAUUUUAAAAUAAUAAUAAUAAUAAUAACAAUAGUAUAAUUUUCUCAUCAA